Capsella rubella is the source of this 1454-nucleotide messenger RNA. Its product is annotated as chaperone protein dnaJ A6, chloroplastic-like. The transcript has 6 exons. Lineage: Eukaryota; Viridiplantae; Streptophyta; Magnoliopsida; Brassicales; Brassicaceae. Gene Ontology annotation, cellular component: cytoplasm. Bases 498 to 983 code for a protein of 161 amino acids. Gene Ontology annotation, biological process: protein refolding. The record is from RefSeq and is a predicted model, not a curated record.
ACCAAGCAAUGCAAUUUUGAGUUUUAGUUUCUUUUUAGAUAAAGAAGAAUAUGUAGAAAACUCAAACUAAACAAAAUCCAAUUACAUUGUGCAUAUUGCCUCAUGCACAUGUUAUGCCACUACACUUUUUGGAGCUUUUUACAACUGCAUUUCUUCUAAUUACAAUUUUUAAUUAAAAAAUAUGUAUUUUUUUUUUCUGUAAAAAUCAAAUGUUAGUUUUGAGAAAGUAUGACAAUAUAUAAUUUCGAUGACAAGAAGGAGAUGAACUGGAAAUGUGACAAGAAAUGUUACAUUUUUUUCUUUAAAAUUUACAUUUUUAUUAUAUUUCUAUCAGUUUUUAGGGAUUUUUAGUCGAACAGUCCAUAAACUUUUCGUGUACGACAAUUUAACUUAAUUUUGCCUUUUGCUAGGGUUUUCGAUUCCCUAUUGUUUCAAGAUCUUCUGGUUUCCUGACUUGUUACGGAAGCUUCCACUCUCUAUCACCAUUGAUUACUUCCAUGAACCAAGUAAAUUGUUUGGGAGCUUCAAGGUCGAGUAUGUUCUCACAUGGGUCCUUGCCCUUCUUGUCCAGAAAUAUUCAGAGCCGCAGAGGAUCUCGCUUCACUGUUAGAGCAGAUGCAGUUUAUUCAACCUUAUCUCAGAUUAAAAGCGCAUAUCGGAGACUGGCUUUGAGUUACCAUCCUGAUGUGAAUAAGAGUCCUGAAGCAGAAAAGAGAUUCAUAGAAAUAAGUAAUGCAUAUGAGGUCUUAUCAGAUGAGAUGAAAGAUAGGUGUGUUGAAGACUCUGGAAUGGGAGACAUGGGGACAUGGUAUCCAAACAAAGAGUUUGAGUUUCAUUCUUUAAGGACUCUUAAAGCCAAAUGUACCACGUGUGGCGGACUAGGUCAAGUGAUUUCAUCAGCAGAAGCUCCUCUUGACGUGAACCAACAAGUCAUGAUUUGCUCUUCCUGUAAUGGCACUGGAGUGAUGCGUGCUCUUGGAUGAUGACCGGGUGAUCUGUUUGUUGUUAUAACGUACCUGGUACCAAUAUAGCUUGCUAGAUAUCUCCUAUAUCGACAAUGACAGUAGCAGGGACAGAACCUAGCACAAAACGCCUGGUGAUGGCGAAAAAGGGUGUGUUGGUUUUGAACAAAGAGUGAUAUGAAUGGAUCAGUUGGUGAAAAUGCAAGUGGAUUUACCUAAGAGAUUGAGCAAAGAGAAGAAACUUAUUGAGGAGCUUGAUGAUAUGAGAAUGAACAAGACUGCUAAAUUGCUAGUGUAGUACCAAAACAUGAUUAGCAAGAACAAGGUAUUGACAUUGGAAAUGUGAUCUAACAAAAAGACUACUAAAAGCUGUGGACACAAUGCUCGCAAACCAAAUCUACAAACCAUUCAAUCUUUGUACUAUUGACAAAAAUAAAACACAAUGUAUUACCUCAAUGUUGUUGAUGAGAGAAGAACAAAAGUCUUAUGCAA